AUGGCAGAAGUUAGUAGUAUAAAUUUAGAUGGGAUUGUGGAACGUUUGCUAAUAGCAGGGACUCCUGGGGGGGAUCUUAAAGCGGCAGCUAGGAAAUCUAUAAGAAAAGCUUCAAUAAGUAGUAAUGCGCCAACACCAUCGACAUCUACAGGAAAAUCAAUUAAAAUUGGAUAUGGAAGUGAUUCAAAACCUAUUGUAUUGAUGGAAGAAGAGCUAAAAGGUUUAUGCUUAAUUUCGAGGCAAAUAUUUCUAAAUCAGCCUAUGAUGGUAGAAUUGGAAGCACCUUUAAAAGUAUGCGGCGAUAUUCAUGGUCAAUUUUACGACUUGAUAAGGUUGUUCGAAAAUAUAGGAUAUCCACCUGAAAGUAAUUAUUUGUUCCUAGGAGAUUAUGUGGAUAGAGGAAAACAAAGCUUGGAAUGCAUCAGUUUAUUAUUAGCUUACAAGAUAAAAUUUCCCGAAAAUUUUUUUUUGCUAAGAGGAAAUCAUGAAUCAGCAAACAUUAAUCGGGUUUAUGGAUUUUACGAUGAAUGUAAAAGACGAUGUAAUGUCAAAUUAUGGAAAACAUUCGUUGAUUGCUUUAAUGUGUUACCCGUAGCGGCAAUGAUUGAAGAAAAAAUAUUUUGUUGUCACGGGGGUUUAAGUCCGGAUUUAAAGAAUUUAGAUCAAAUAAAUAAGAUUCCAAGGCCCAUCGAAAUUCCCAAUCAAGGACUCUUAUGUGAUUUACUUUGGUCCGAUCCUGACGAAGAUACAGAAGGAUGGGAGGAUAAUGAUAGAGGAAUAUCAUAUAUUUUUGGACCAGAUAUCGUAGCAAAUUUUAGAAAAAAACACGGAAUUGAUUUAAUAUGCAGGGCCCAUCAAGUUGUAGAAGAUGGUUAUGAGUUCUUUGCAAAUAGAGGCUUAGUCACGAUAUUUUCGGCCCCAAAUUAUUGCGGAGUCUUUGAUAACGCGGGGGGUGUCUUAAGUAUUGAUAAUCAACUAACUUGCUCUUUUCAAAUCCUAAAACCUGAUAAAAAAAACAAAUCGCCCACUAGAGAUAGGCGUAACACACCCCCUCCCAGAAAGGGUUAG
Gordionus sp. m RMFG-2023 is the source of this 1068-nucleotide messenger RNA. RefSeq names its product serine/threonine-protein phosphatase alpha-2 isoform-like. The record is from RefSeq and is a predicted model, not a curated record. NCBI's taxonomy places the organism in Eukaryota, Metazoa, Nematomorpha, Gordioida, Chordodea, Parachordodidae. The transcript has a single exon. Gene Ontology annotation, molecular function: protein serine/threonine phosphatase activity. Gene Ontology annotation, cellular component: nucleus; cytoplasm. The coding region runs from base 1 to 1068 and encodes 355 amino acids.